Molecule: messenger RNA, 5295 nt
Organism: Mauremys mutica (yellowpond turtle)
Lineage: Eukaryota; Metazoa; Chordata; Testudines; Geoemydidae
Gene: ADGB
Product: androglobin
Exons: 35
Coding region: 479-5146 (1555 amino acids)
Biological process (GO): proteolysis
Molecular function (GO): oxygen binding; protein binding; heme binding
Source: RefSeq, a predicted model, not a curated record
GAACUAAUUAAGACUAAAUUGAGAGUCUUUUGUUGUAGAUCACUAGAGCUGAAAUAACCAAUAAUGAGCUCUAAUCACUAGACCUGAUAUGGGACAGCUGCUGUGGUGAAAGAAACUGCUUAGCUUGCAUUAGUAGCGAGGCUCCCCACCUAACACCUGAAAUCACUGAGAGCUGUGUUAAGUAGUAGGACCUCAAAACAUCCAAGAAGCUAUAGCAGAGAGGGCAGUGGCAGAGUGAAUGAUGGCAGAGCAGCUGGCAGCAGAAUGAGUGACGGCAAAGCUGCUGGCGGAGCAGCCAGUGGAGGAGUGAGUGACGUUGGAGCUUCCAGCAGAUCGGCAGCAGGCAGAAGGAAGAUCAUGGCAGCAGCAGCUGAAACAUUGCUGGAUUCCUCCCGCCUCCCCGCCCCUCCCAGGGUGGGAGGUGAACUCAUGCAAAUGCAUCUCUGAACUGUGGGUCAUUGCUGACAAAGAACAACAAAUGCCAGCUGCUGUGUUACCCAGUGUGGGUGCUGCUAGUGAAUCGAAGAAAGGGAAAUUUCCCAUUUGGCCAGAAUGGAACGAAGCAGAUAUCAAUGCAGAAAAGUGGGAUGCAGGAAAAGUUGGAAAAGAGAAAGAUAAAGCUGGAAAGAGUCCAGUUUUGCAUGUCUUUGAGGACCCCGAAGGGAAGAUUGAAUUGCCACCUUCCUUAAAAGUGAAUUCCUGGAAACGUCCACACGAAUUUUUAACUAAUAAGGUUCCUGUAGUAGUGAAAAACGAAAACUGGUUUGACCUUUUUUCAGCAAAUGAACACUUACUUGGUAGUGAGCUGAUGAGAUGGAUAAUAAGUGAAAUUUGUGCAGUCUGGAGGAUAUAUAAUGUGAACGUUUUAACUAAUGAGGGUAAAACCAACACAAACGAAACAUCUAUAUUCUCUUGGAAACCAUGGGAGCAUAUAUAUGCCUUAUGCAAGGCUAUUAAGGGACACAUGCCUCUGUAUAAUAGCUAUGGAAAAUAUGUGGUGAAACUUUACUGGAUGGGAUGCUGGCGAAAGAUCAUUGUGGAUGAUACUAUGCCUUUCAACGAAGAGAAUAAUUUGUUGCUUCCAGCUACAACCUGUCAAACUGAACUUUGGCCACUGUUGCUGGCAAAAGCAAUCAUUAAGCUGGCGAACACUGAUAUACACGAAGCUGGAAAACGAGAGCUGGAGGAAUUCACAAUUCUCCAUGCACUUACUGGAUGGAUACCAGAAGUUAUUCCUCUCCAGCCUGGAUAUUUGGAUAAAGUUUGGAUCUUUUUAAAAGACAUAGUGCCAGAAUUUAAGCUACCAAAUGAGACAACUCCUGAACUGAAAAAUCCUCUGUCAGAUAUGAAGGCUAAAGAAACCAAAGGGCCUGAGUUAAAAAAUGAAAUUCCAGUUGCCAGUAAGCAAGCAGAGAAGGCUGAGAAAAUUGGCAAAGAUAAGCUGGAACAAAGAGAAAUUGGAAAGAAGAAAAGUAGAGAUGGUGAAAAAGAAAAAAACAAGUCAGCACCUCAUUUUGCACGAAUCGCUACAGACAUUCAAAGUUCCCUUCAGUCCUUUAUUGAGAGCUCUCCAGUGCCGACACUGCCACAAAUGGUGGUGUAUGCUAGCUAUGUACCUCUCCAUUUGUCUGAAGAAAAGAUCUUUGUUUUGGGGCAAAUGGCUGAUUCCUCUGAGAAGUUGAGGCAGUAUGGACUUUCCCACAUAUAUAGCCAUCCUGUGCUGGUGACUAGGACUAGGUCCUGUCCUCUGGUAGCUCCACCAAAGCCACCACCAAUUCCUCGAUGGAAACUUAUCCGCCCGAAAAAAGAAACUGUUGUGACAGAUGAAGCUCAAGAACCUAUAAUAAAGAAACCUGAACAGUAUAUCGAGAUUGCUAGCCCAUUUCUGAAUUAUAGAGUCACUCCUAUUGCAAUGCCCACAAAUACCCAUUUUCCAUCAUCUACUAUCAAAAGAGGAUAUAGUCCUGCAUCCACCCUCUCUUCUGUCAUUGAAAGUGAUGAAAAUGUAAAUGAUAUUUAUUUGGAUGUGAAUCAAAAUAUGAGAUUCUUGAGUGCAGAAGAUAAUUCCCAGGAAACUUCCCUCAUUCAACAGCAUAACACAGAAGGCCCCACUAAAGAUGAAUUAAUUGAAAAUAUAAGUAUUGAUGUGACUCAGACAUCAGAAGCAGUUGACACUAGUAUAUACAGCCAGACAGUGGAUAAAUCACCAGAAGAAAUUGAGUCAGAACGGAAUCCUGUUUCCAGGGAAACAUGGUUUGAUUUUGACGACUUCUCUACUUGUUUUCAGAACCUGCAUGUUUUCCACAAACCAAAUACAUAUGCUUAUAGUUAUCAGAAAGCCGAUUUUAAGUUUACAGAUGAUCGAGUCUUCUAUUAUUUAUUUGUGGACAGUUUGAAGCCUAUUGAAAUCCUGGUUAGUUUUUCUGCAUUAGUACGCUGGGGAGAUUCUGGAGCGACACAAAAAGAAGGUUCUGGUAUACCACAGGGCAUGCUUACGGUUGAAAGUUUCUCUUGGAAAAGUGUGGCUACUGGGCAACUUGUGUUAAAGAUACAUACGUAUGCAACCAAAGCUGCUAUGCUAAGCCUUCCCCCAGGGCGACGUGUGUUAAUCUUCACUGCAAGUUCCCCCAUAGGGCACCAUAUCCAUCUGUGUAGCAUGGUGCCAUGUGUGUUUGGUGAAGAGGAUACUGUUAUGCCAAAUCUUGACAAGGAGAGCUACCGGUUUAUAGAACAGGCUACAGUUAUCCUGAAAGCUAUUGGAAAUGUGAUUAAUAAUUUCAGCAGUGAGCCUGAACUUUCCAAGGCCCUGAAGGAGCUGGAACUAACUCACUUCCCUCACAGCCUCCAUGGUACAGGAAUAGCUAGAGAACACUUCAAGGUUUUCAAUAAUGCUUUUAGGCAUUUGAUCCAACAAGUGUUAGGUAAUAAGGUUCCUUCCAAUUUUGAAUUCGCUUUUAGAUCCUUCACUUUGGAUUUGAAAGCCAACGAUGCUUCCAUGGAAGACAAUGUAUCUUCAGAGCUCAAUAUUCCUGUUGCUUGGCAGAACAGAACUCCAACUUCUGAAGAAGAAGCUGCAGUGCUUAAGCUGCAAAGCAAUUGGAGAGGGACCUAUGUUAGGCAAUUGAUAAAUGGCAGAAAACCAGGCACUAAGGAGAAUGCUAAUGUCAAAGAAAUCCUGCAAAAACUGUGGACUUUGAUUGACUCAAAUAUUGAACAGUGUGGUGUAACUCUACUGAGAGAAAUGUUUAAAAGCAACUGUAAGUCUAUCAAAAAAUACCCCUGCUAUGAGGAUGAAUGGGCUAAAACAACUUUUGCUGAUUAUGCUGUAACGUAUUUUGAUCAGCCACCAAAUUUUUGGUUUGUGGUUUUUAGGGAAACAUUUCAUGUGACAGAAGAUAUGCUUGUAGUGCCAAAGAUGUACACAACCAUCCCUACCUGUAUGCUCCAUGUUGUAGAUAAUGACACACUGGAAGAAAUGCCACGCAUCUUUCUCAAAGUGGCCCCGCAUGUUUAUACCAAGAAUAAGAAAGGAUACACAUUCAUGGCUGAAGCACAUACUGGUGACUUACUUGUAGCAGCUGGGAAAUGGAGACUACGUCUCAUUGGUUCCCAUAGUCCACUCCCCAUUCUCUCUCGUGACGUUGUAAACAAUUUCUAUUCCACUAAGGAAAUUAAAGACUAUUAUAUACCCAAUGACAAGCACAUUGUAUUCAGGUAUGCAGUAAAAGUCACAGCAUCACAUAUUGCUACAGUGCAGGUACAAACCUCUAAAUCAGAUGUGUUCAUUAAAUUGCAAGUCCUGGAUAGUGAGGAGGAAAUUGUGUGCACUGUUGGAAAGGGCCAUGCUGUCAUCCCUGCAUUUAAUUUCUUGUGUACUGAAAGACCUUUAAGUUCUCAGUCAAGCAAAGGUCAGAUUAGCCAAAGCAGCACAAAGAAGGACCCAGAAACUGGAGGGACCAAAAGAAAAGGCGCUUUAGCAACCCAGAAAGGCAUCAAAUCUCAUAGGCCAGAAAGUAUACUAGAAGGCCAGGCUGUAACAGAAGAAGAGACUGUCAUCCUCCCAGCUCCUGAAAAGAAUGCUGUAGAUCCACAACCGUCUCACAAGUACAUUAUACAAGCACUGGUGUUGUAUAACAGUUGGCCACUUACCGAGAGUCAGUUGGCAUUUGUUCAGGCACUGAAAGAAAUGGAGAAAAAUGAAAUCAAAGCACAUGGUGAGAAACAUGAUGAACCCACUGCAGCAGUAAACCAGGAUGUUUAUAGCAAUGUUGAAGGGCCAAAAUCUGCAAGCACUCCUAAAACAACUAGAAAAACAAAAGAUAAAGCAACUGAGAAGGCAGAAAAAGAAAAGUCCAGUAAAGAUAAAACAGCAUCUGCAUCUAGACCGGAAUCUCAGCAAUCUGAUCCAAACAAACCUUACUGGGUCUUGCGUCUAGUCAUUGAACAGAGUGAGGCAGAGGUGCUGGAACUGAAGAAAGACACAGAGAGAGCAGAUGAGAUCAAAGCCAUGAAACAAGCAUGGGAGUCUGCAGAACCAGGAAGAGCUAUCAAGGCUUUUCAGGAACGCAUGCACUUCAUUAAUAAGUGCACACGGAAGGGUUCCACAGAGCCCAUGGCUGAGCCUGAAAGUAUCAGUGUUGCACUGGGCCCAGGGGAAGGAGAUGCAGUUUCCCCUGUGCUUGAAAUAACAGGAUCAUCAGCAGUCACUGGCGCAAGCACACAAGCUCAGCAAAAGGAAUGGGAACCUCUAGACCUAACCCCCUACGUUAGAAAAACAAUGCCUGAGCCUGUGCUAAGAAAUGAGUCUAUCAUUCAACAGCAGGAGAUGCUUAAAGCAGAAGAAAUCAAUCGUUUUAGGGAGCUUCGACAGCUGGUUCUGGAACAAAGAGAAAAAGACCAAAAUGCUCGCACAUUAUUGAAGCAAAAUAUACUUGAAAUGUAUGAGCAUCUACAAGUAUCCUUAGAUGAAGCACGAGGCAGGGUUCUCAGUGCUCGGGAAGCAUACAGAAGUAAGUUACUAGAAGCUGAAGUCAAAAAACAAGAAGCACUAGUUGCUGAAGAAGCAGCCGUUCGAGCAGAGCAAGAGAAGAAAAGUCCAGAUGCACUGAAAAAAAAGCAAGCAAAAAGUGCAGGGAAAAAAAAGUAACAGCCUGAAAGGUUAACUCUGCCCAUUGUUUAGGAAAGAGAAUUUAUUUUUAAUGAUUAAAAGAAUUAUUCAAUAUUUUUCUAAGUCAACGUUUUGUUACCCAGAAAAUGCAGUUUUUUCUCUUUUCCAGGUAUUAUUCCAAAAUCCAU